CUGUGUAAUGAAGAGAGUACCGAACGGACGGCCACACAAUGCAAGUACAUGGCCACACACAACCGUACGACCACGCCUGGCCCAUCGGGUAAUGUGUCAUCGUCAACAAUUGGUCUUGGACAAUUAUGAAGCUGACAUGGGGUGUCUUUGUUUGGCAGUAACCGGUGCACCCCGGUCGUCGUACGCGAUGUGCUUUACGCGAACACCGGAUACCUCGUGUACCCGACACAGGUGACUACGUCGAGCAUUGUCAGCACGGAACAAGCUAUAAAUAGAUCAUUAAUAGAGUCGGUUGUGAUUUUUACCUACAAGUGACUUAUGUGCUAAUUGGAGUGUAACAGUGUGCGAUGUUUUAAAAAGUGUUGUAAACACUAUAAACGACGUGUUUCCUUUCGGUCUUACCUGCUAAACACCUGGCUAUGUGACAAAGGCUUCGCGACGACUCCAGCAGCAGACGUGUGUGGCUAUAGGGAUGGACAUUAGCGACAGUUGAUGAACAAUACCGAAUCGUCAUACUAUACACCUGUCUAUUUGAAAUCACCUGUAAUUACCUGGAUAGAUGCAAGGUUUAACGUAUAUACAUGUAUAUAACCUCACCUGGAUUACACUGUACGGAAAAUAUCAGGUACAUGUUUAUUCAGGAAAAUAUUAAAAUGUAUGGGUACGUUUGUUAAUAUAUCUAUAUUAAGUACUGAACAGUAUAUGUUCAUGUUACCUAUAGUGUGGCGAUAUCUCGAAGACUGGCUAAAACCAUAAAUGAUAUAUCAACGAAGGAUCUGUCUGCUUAAAAUUCAAAAGAACUGAACUACAGGAACUUUAUAUGGUCUGGUACCAGUGGAAGACAAGAAAUCAUGAAUUCACACUGCCCAAGUAAACAAGACCGACAGAAUGGCCAGCGACGUCAAAGAUUUACUUAUUGGUAAAAAUACAUGGGAUAAAAGUCUUUUAUAUUGGAAUCUGUCGGGGAGUAAGGGAUUCCCCGGAAACGAAGUCUACUCAUCUCUGGAUCCUAAUCAAUGAUCAUAGGGAGUGCAAACGUAUGUAAGUACAUCGGAGGAAUUUACCUAAGAGCGGAGUGAUACAUAAAAAUCCAUUUGAUAGUUGUAUGGAUAUAUUCGACCGUCUUCACCGGAAGUUCGAGGUGAUGUUUUAUUCAUGGAAGAGGCUUAAUCAAGAGUAGUGUUACUGUCUUCCGCAAACGACAGAAAAAUGGUGUCUAUGUUUGGCGAGUUAGAGUAAUAGAAGUCAAGGGUAAAUGUCAGAAGGGGAAACGUGUUUUGUGGCGAGCAUGUCACAACGAUGUCUGAAUUUGUGAUCAACGUUCUCUGGCUGGUGUUAUCUCCCCUUGCUGGCGUCACUGGCGUUAUAACCGCCGUCGUUAUCGCUCACUACACACCUUUUUAUCACGGUUCAGAUAUUCUUCUUUUCUCAUACGCAAUCACAAUGUCCAUCAACAGUCUUCUGCUGCCGUCUGUUCCCGCGCUUGUGGAGAUAACCGGAAACACGUGGCCGGAUAUUCUGUGUCAGUUCUAUGUUUGGGCGUUCAUCACCUUCAGGGUUCUACAGGUGCUUACCUUAUUGUCUCUCUCCGUCUUGUGGUCGGCAAUUAUGAAAUACUCGACAAGAGGGAAACGGAUAAAAUUUACAACAAUUGUAAAGGGAGUUGUCCCUACGAUAUGGGUCCUAUCGGCUGUGUUGGGGCUUCUACCAAUAAUAGGGGCUGUUCCAGAUACGUUUCAUUCGGAGGGAAAGUGUCAUUUUCUCAGCAGUGAUCUUGGACAGGGAAUGGCGGUUACAAUGGGAGUGAUUGUGUUUAGUUGUGUUGUGUUUUCAGUAAUUUGUGUGUGUGACGCGACAGUUUUGUUGAAGUACGUCAGACGCGUUGCGCUGGUGAAAUACGGGGCGGGGCGGUUUUAUCUGCCCCAAAAGAGAUCUAGUGUCCCCGGGGCAGGUACCUACACGAUACAUGAGAGGUAUCAUCAGCUGACAUUUGCCUGGGACGUAUGUCGUCUUGUCCUGGUGUGGGUCCUUGGAAGUGGACUGGUCAGUCACAUACCGUACGCCGUGUUGGAAUUCGUGGCCCUGACUUCCCCGCCGGGAUCCUCUCACAAAACGAUUAAGGAUGCUAUCAUCUGGUUGGUCCUUGUGGAGGCCCUGUGCCUUCCCCACCUCCUGUGGAUCGUCAGCACGCGCUAUCGGCAUGCAUUUAUCUAUAUAUGGCGUGUGCGUGUGCUCCGGAAGCCUGCUGAGGAGGAAGAGGAUUCAGCCGCCUGUACCCUAAAAUCCUACCUCCGGACAGCGCAGCAGCUCAACGGGACUGGUACACGUCAAACACCCUCCAACUCGUUACCACGGCGACAGACGGACGAGCCUAUAGACGGACAUUCUCACAAUAAUAGACAGCUUCCUCUGACGGACAUUAGUACGAUUGUUCGACAGCAGAACCAACGAUAUCGCCAACGACCAGACAACUCGCCGGAUCCCCAAGCUAGCGCAUGCGCAGCUACGUCUGGCCCAUUGCACCAACAACGGGAAGUCCACUCCCAAACUGUUCCGCAAGUACAUCGAGCCUUAUCGGCGGCUUCUUCGCGUUCAUCACCGGCAAGUCAAAAGCGCAAUAUUUCGUCCAGACAACAAAAGAAUCAAAUCACGUAUCUUGACACUGGCAAAGAAGUGGAUCUAACGCGGUCUGCGUCAUCAAGCUCACGUCAUGAUUGGAAGGAUCAAAUGCGGAAGAAACACUUACCGCCAAUCUUUGUCAAUGAGGCGUUUGACAGUGGUGAGGCAAACAGAGUGCGUAGUAUGCAACAAGUAGCCACCCAAUCACAUGCGCGCGAAGACAGCAGUAGUUUACAUUUCUAUCUUUCUGGUGACUAUCAUCCUGAUUACCUCAAUACGGACAGUCUACCGAGAAAGCACCACCUGCUGGAGGAACGCAGCGAAAGCGAGGGCGUUAGUGGGCAAUAUGACGAUGGGGACAUUGCAAUCAUUCUCGAUGAGAAACUCACAGCACAGACAAACGUAGAGGUACACAACACACGGCCGCAUUUGUCAAGUUUCAAAGCAGUUCAAUCGAACAAACACUCAGGAUCGUCUAGUGUAGCACGCGAUAAUGAAGUCGAUAAUCUCUCUAAUAGCAAUUUGCCUGACGUCAUUUCGAACGGUUUGAAAUCAACUGACAACUCGGAUUAUGAAACUGACACAAUUCAUGACACAUACCGACAUCAUGUUCGUAACUCAAGUCAUGCUUCUAGUCAUGUGAAAUCAGAAGGUAGUGGAUCACGUGCAUCGUUUGAUGACGUAGAUGUUAGCGACCUCUUGGCAGAUUCCAGCAGGACGGCAAAUGAAUGUCGGACAGACGGUGAUGGGGAUGCAAGGACAGACCUUUAUAAAGCGGAAGAAAUUGCUCUCGACUUGUCCUACUCCGAGCCAUCUCAUUCUUAUAAAUACGAUGACAAUGUGAUAGAAGUUUUCUCCCCUCAACCCGAUAUAGACUUAUAUAAGAGUGACGGAUCAGAAAAAUCUAAAUUUGAUGAAAGUUUUGUGUGUAGAAAACUGUCCGACAGCUCUUCACGUGCCUCAAGCUAUGUAUCACGGGAAAACAAGCACACGCCAACAUUUGACCACUCCGGACGAUUGACCACUUCAUAUCAAUGUAGAACAGACAAUCGUACUUCACACGUGUACAUGGCGGAUUGCAAUGAUAGGCGAAGGGUGGAUAGUCCGCGGAGUGGUACAUCAACUCCAUUAUCUUUCACCUUUGACCCAGAGAUUGACCGAGGUUUCGAAGAAGCGCUUUCUGUAGGGUGCCCUGGCACUCCUUCUGUGUGUGACACGAUUCCUGGGUUCGAUUCUGUGACGGAAGGCUCAGAGGACGGAUCAAGUGUGUUCCCUGUCGAUUAUAAUGUUUCUCUUGAAGAGGACCCUUUCCGAACACAUGCAGUUGUAUCAAAAAGUCUUUCUGACACGCACAGUACCGGAAGUAGUGAGAAUCCGUUCGACUGUCUGCCAUCAUUACGGUAUGGAAAUACAUAUCCAAAUAAGUAUUCAGAACUUAUAGAAAAAACAAGUAGUAGCCCUGUUUCCGACAUAAUGGUGAAUUCAACAUCCGAGGCAGAUCAUGGAGAUUCUGGCUUUAAUUCUGGACUCGAGAGCUCUGUAGUGGUUCAUCAGGGGUCCAACAUAGCUUUCGCAGGGGGUUCCCAGGAGGCUACACCAACUCGGCAGAGUUCUUCCCCAUGGCCCGAAGACGUCCUUAUUUCGCCAAACGAGGACCUUAACACUGAGCAUUGCUUCGAAAAUGACUUUUCAGGAAACAGGUCAAAUGUCGUAAGUUCCAUUUUGAACACACAUGAUACAGAAGCGGUAUAUUUUUGACAUUUUAAGCCGUCUAAAAUAAUGGCAAUACCAAAUUUCCGUCUUAAAGUUUUGAGGGAUAGGUGCUGUCCGAGUUUCCUCUGACCCUGACAUCCACACCAGACAUCUAUCUGCCAAAUAUCUAAGUCUGGUGUCAGGGCCAGCGGAAACUUGGGCUAGGAUAGGUAUAUCCCAAAUAUCACUGGUGUGGCCUUCAAAAAAUAUGUAAAAGUUAUCCUUAGCAACGUAUGUUCAGUACAUACAUACAGAUUGUGCAAUGUAAAGUAUUAGUACAGUAUAGAACACGGAUCAUUGUUUGCCACAAACAGAUUUGUCUAUAAGAAUAACACUGACUUACAACUAAAUGAAAAUCAAAAGCACGUCGGAAAACUGGUAUACCUGAUCGAUUUAAAGACCUACAUUGUUUCUUUUAGAUAAUUGCCAUAUUUCACAGUUUUGAAAAACUCACAUGUAUGAAAAAGAGAAACAAAAUGCAAAGUAACUUUACAACUUAGUCGGAGAAGCACAUUGCAUGCUUCUUCACGUGUAUUGGCACUUCAGUCCGGAGAGAAAAAAUAAAAGUUUGUUUUAAUUUUAGAAUACAUGUUUAUUAUUUUAAGCUAUGGCAGCUACAUUUCAACUUGAUAUUUAAAAGCUAUCGUAUCUGAUAUUUAUCGGCCUAAAACUAUCUUGCAUCUUCUGUGAUGAAAACAGAGUUAGAAGUGAAGUGUUUCACAAUUUUACUUCGACAUAUACACUGAUUGAUGAGUUAGACUUAAGACAAAGUAUUCAGCUACUUAAAAAGCAUAAUGGUCCCACUGGAAGAAGUUAAUUAUUUGUUUUAAGGUGCCAGAUCUAGAGUUGGCGUAUAUAUUAAGACCGGAAUUAUAUGUAUUGUAAAUGACAUAUUUGUUAUCCCACGUUUUUGAAAUGUACCUCAUAAGUGGUCGAACACAUGCAAUAGGUUUUUUUUUAUCGAAAGUACAUCAAUGGUGUAACUUCAUGUUAAAUAAAACAAGUUUAAAAUAAACACAAAUACACAUGUAUAACAAAACAUACAGGGGAUUCACGGUAACAGCACCCAUUCAUAUUUCAUCAUUCCGCUAUCAGGCUUACCGGAUAUGAUGUCCUUUCUCUAUUCCGUCUUUGCGUAUUGCAGAGUUAUCUUCUCUUGUGAGCAGGUAUUGA
Mizuhopecten yessoensis (Yesso scallop) is the source of this 5544-nucleotide messenger RNA. RefSeq lists its product as uncharacterized. Bases 1300 to 4377 code for a protein of 1025 amino acids. The record is from RefSeq and is a predicted model, not a curated record. NCBI's taxonomy places the organism in Eukaryota, Metazoa, Mollusca, Bivalvia, Pectinida, Pectinidae. Gene Ontology annotation, biological process: G protein-coupled receptor signaling pathway. Gene Ontology annotation, molecular function: G protein-coupled receptor activity. Gene Ontology annotation, cellular component: membrane. The transcript has 4 exons.